AUGAUUAAAGGUUUCCGCCAGUCCUUCAAGGGCAAUAAGCGCACCUCCGCUAGUAGCACUUCAUCCAGUCACCCCCAUUCUUCCGUCAUAGGAGGUGGUGGCUCCCCAGGCUCUUCAUCAUCCACGGCAUCAUCACCAUCUUCUCACGCAAAUUUCUUUGCCACAGAACCUCCCAAGAAAAUUAUACGAGCCCUUUAUGACUACCGCGCCCAGGGCCCCGGUGAAGUUGGAUUUCAAAAGGGCGACUUUCUCUACGUUAUAGGCAAUGAAAACAACACUGACUGGUAUGAAGCGUCAGACCCUCCAGCUAAAAAACGAGGCAUGGUACCUGUCUCUUACUUCGAGGUUGUGUCCCGUAAAGACACCAUUCCCACAGUCCCACUGAACUCUCCAGCAGCAGCGGCACUAGCGGCUGCUUCUAGUGCGGCCGCGGUUCGAGACGAUUACGACACCGCCAAUAGCAACCGUUCAUCGGCUAACUCGUUGGGUCUUCGUAAUAAGACAUCAGAAACAAGCAAUACAGGAGACUCUGUUGGAUCUCUGAUACCCCCAUCGCCACGUCACAGCUCUGCAUCGACUGCGACAGGAUCCCACAUGCAUAACACUACCCCAAAUAGCACCACUAGUACCCUAGGCAAGACUGGAACUGCCGCCACCUCUACAAAUAGUUCCGCUUCCACAACUCAACAAAGCUCGGCUCGGUCAUCUCAGAAAUCCGGGCACUCUUUGUACGGAGUUGUACUUUACGAUUUUAAGGCAGAGCGCGAAGAUGAGCUUCAAGCAAGUGCUGGAGAGUCUAUAAUUAUUAUUGCGAGAUCAAAUGACGAGUGGUUUGUUGCAAAGCCUAUUGGUCGUCUUGGAGGACCCGGCCUCAUUCCCAUUUCCUUUAUUGAGGUACGUGACGUAGGCACUAACCAGCCAGUUGAUGAUGUUGACGAGGCGAUUCGUCGUGCAAAUGUUCCCAAAGUUGAGGAAUGGAAACGUAUGGCUGCCAAAUACAAGGCCAGUUCUAUACCUCUGGGAAAGUCUGAGGACCCAUCUCAUAACUCGCACAACUCAUCAUCAGUUAUUCAACAGCUUCGCAAUCUUCAUCUAUCGAAUGGAAGUCAACACACAAAUGCGUAUGAUCAUUACCAUCAUCAGCAGCAACAGCAGCAGCAACAGCAACAGCAGCAGCAACAACAACAACAACAGUCUCAAUCACAGCAACAGUUUCAACCACAUCAAUCAGACUAUUUUAACCAUCAACAACAACAACAGCCACUGCAACAACAGCCACUGCAGCAACAACAGCAGCAACAGCAACAGCAACAGCAACAGCAACAGCAACAGCAACAGCAACAGCAACAGCAACAGCAACAGCAACAGCAGCAGCAGCAACAACAACAACAACAACAACAACAACAACAACAACAACAACAACAACAACAACAACAACAACAACAUCUUACACAUCAGCAAAAGCAGUAUUAUACACAGCAAUCUCCACAGAGCCUUCAGUAUGAUGACCAGAAUCCCCUGGUUGUAGCUGCGUCUGUUGAGAAAUUUGCCUAUGCCGACGACCGGUACUGGUACCUUGUCGUGGCUGUGCUUUCCAACGGUCGUUAUCGGUACCUAUGCCGAUACUACCAGGAUUUUUAUGAUUUCCAGGUUGCUCUGCUUCAGGAGUUUCCUGCUGAAGCUGGACGCACCGGGAAAAUGCGUACUUUGCCCUUUAUGCCCGGGCCGUUGACCUACGUCAACGAUUCCAUUUCGUCGCAGCGCCGCGCCAACUUGGACGAGUAUGUGCGCAAUCUGAUUGAUAUGCCGGCAUACAUUUCACAGAGCCCAAUUGUGCAGCAGCUUUUUGCUGUGCGCACGGUAGAUAUUGAAACAACUAGCUCGACCCCGGUGAUGCCUCAGCCCCAAACUCGCUCGACAGCCUCACCAUCGCCAACGCCUCAGCAAAAGGCUGGAUCACCUGAAGCUACUGGCUAUCAGGAUAAAUAUGCGGAGCCAUCACCUACAAAGGAUACGCAUGCCCAGGGUGAAGAAAAAAUGGUUGAGCGGUCAAUCAGUGGCGGUAAUGCUGAGUCUAUGACUGAAGAUAUCAAUCGUUCUUUGGAGGUUGCGGAAAAUCCUAACACUAUUAUGAGUGGCAGUAAUAACAGCAAUAAUAGAUUAGAUUUUAACGAGCUGCAUCAUGGAGAAAGUGACAACCUGGCCAGUGCCGGAGCGUAUGACGAUGGAGAUGAUGCUAUAAACUCUAUGGAUGAGACUUUGUUUGCGAGAUCGCAUUCUCCGAUAGGAGACGGUGCCACGAUGGUUCCUCCUGCGUCUCUGGCCACGCUCGCCACCCCGAUGACGUCCACUGCCUCGACUACAUCGACGCUGCCAUCUGUGCAAGACGGGAGUCACAUUAAAAUCAAAGUGUUUCAUGAGGAUGAUUUGAUUGCGAUUCGUGUACCCGCGACCAUUUCGUUUGACCAGUUAUCAGCUAAGAUUGCGGAGCGUUUGGGUCUGCACGCGGAUCAAAUGGUGUUAUUGUAUAAGCAAGAGGAUGGCGAGAUGAUGGAGGUUCGCAACGCAGAAGAUUUUGCACUAGCCUUGGGAAAUAAGGUCAAAUUGAUUUUGUGUGCAAGGUGA
Molecule: messenger RNA, 2625 nt
Organism: Magnusiomyces paraingens
Lineage: Eukaryota; Fungi; Ascomycota; Dipodascomycetes; Dipodascales; Dipodascaceae
Exons: 1
Coding region: 1-2625 (874 amino acids)
Biological process (GO): conjugation with cellular fusion
Cellular component (GO): mating projection tip
Molecular function (GO): protein binding; phosphatidylinositol binding
Source: RefSeq, a predicted model, not a curated record